Molecule: messenger RNA, 1343 nt
Organism: Camelina sativa (false flax)
Lineage: Eukaryota; Viridiplantae; Streptophyta; Magnoliopsida; Brassicales; Brassicaceae
Source: RefSeq, a predicted model, not a curated record
AUUGAACCGGAGAAGUCAAUCUAAACUGGGACGAGAUCCACGUCAGCAGCAUGGUUACACCGCCAUCGUUUUCAUUUACUUAGAAACCUUUUUCCUCUCUCGACGAGACGUUGACUAAAAGUCAAACAACAUCACCGGAAUCAAUGGCCGGAAUAAUAUCUCCUCCGGCGACGAUUAAGCUCUUCUCCGUACUAUUCCUCAUCCUCACAGUCUCAUCUCCAUCAUCAAUUUUCGUAAAUGCCUUCACUUUCCCGUUCUCAUUCACACAAUACAAAACCCUAAUCUCAACCUCACGAUCCCUCCUCCUCCGCGUCGCUAACCUACGCGCUUCACGCGGAGACAUAUUGGGCUCGUCUCGCGUACGAGCCAUGGCUGAAGAGAUCGAUCGCGGAUUAGGGUUAGGGUGUUUGAGCAGAGCUUGGUCUGUUGGGUGGGAUUACAUGUGGAACUACGCUUGGAGAAAAGGUGGGAUUGACUACAGUGAGAUGUACGAUGCGAUUGGUGAUCUCAAUGAGCUUAUGGGUAUGGUUACGGAGUUUAAUAGAGCCGAAUCUAAUGCUGGUAAAGCGAGCGCUGUUGCUCGGAGCUAUGGCAAAGCUCUUCGUGUUUCGAAAAAAUUACUUAAUCGUCUUCUCAGAAUCUUUGGUAAAUCGGGUGCAUUGAGGGAGUUGUGGGAGAUGAUACAAGCUGAAGUAGUAGAUGGAGAGUUAUUACAAGACUGUCUCGAAGUGGGUGGCAACGACGUCAAGAGUUUGCUUCAAAUAGCUAAAGACAUGGCUCUGCAGUUCUUUUCUUCUCAAAGCAGUUCCUCAGAUGAAUUAUAGCUACAAAGCAGGAGUGCUUUCACGUACGUUUCUUCUUUCCAUUUUGUUCUACAUCGGAUGUGACGUUGUACAAUAUUAUGCAUUAGCCAAAUCCUCUAGGAAAAAUCUGCGAGAACCGUUUUGUUCGUUAUAUAUUUUGGCUAGAUAAGUUUAAGGAAUAUAUAGACUAGAAAUUCAAGAUCUCAGGACAUUUUGAUAAUAGAAAAGUGGGCUUAGAGUUAGAUUAAUGUAAUACCACAUGGAACCUCGAGUUUUCUAGUCUAUGAAUCUUUGAAAAACACAAGUCUACCGACAUCUAGACCAAUUACAAUAUCCAACAUUUCUGUGAUUGGUUAAAUCUUCUAUUCAUAGUGAAUAUUGUAUUGAUAAAGCAACUCUUCUGUUUCAUGGUUCUCAUUGCUUGAAGUUUGCCUCUAUUGUUGAGUAGAGUUCAUAAAUGCAACAACCAUGUGGUUGUUGAAUGGUAGAAUAGAUCUGAAAAAACAGUUUUGUAUUCAGAAUAUAUAUUUUGUUUGAACA